AUGAUUGGUUGUGGUACUCGAGAAGACAAACUUUAUUACUUGGACUGGGCACCGGAUAGUGAGGUCAAGGGUGGUCAAGCUUUCACAACCAGUGGAACUCGUCCUGAGAGGGAGAGAUACAAAAUUUGGUUAUGGCAUAAACGUCUUAGGCAUGCCUCGUUUGGUUAUCUUAAGAAGUUGUUUACAUCAUUAUUUUUCAGUCUUGAUGUUUCCAACUUCCAGUAUGAUACGUGUGAAUUGGCUAAGAGUCAUCGUGUCCCGUUCCGAUUAAGUUCAAAUCAGAGUUUGGUUCCGUUUUCCCUUGUUCAUUCCGAUACUUGGGGACUUGCUAAAAUUACCACUCCGGCAAAGGCGCGAUGGUUUGUUACGUUUAUAGAUGAUUGCACAUGCAUGACUUAG
Prunus mume (Japanese apricot) is the source of this 399-nucleotide messenger RNA. The record is from RefSeq and is a predicted model, not a curated record. Lineage: Eukaryota; Viridiplantae; Streptophyta; Magnoliopsida; Rosales; Rosaceae.